GCAACUCCAGCAGCCCCACUGGUAGUGGAAAAGCCCCAUUUGUAUCGACACAGUUAUACCACUAUCGUACCGGUAUAAGUGUGAACACAGCAUUAAAGUAACGGGCGUGUGCCCAUCUGGAGAAUGUGCUAUCCGACAUUAGAUCAGCUGCAGGUUCACUCCUCUCUCUCUCUCUCUCUCUCCUGUCUGACGAGCCUAAAGGAAGUGAAACAUUUUGCGUGGACGUUUCACCUCUGCUGAUCUCGCGUGAUUUUGGCGAAUUUGUAUGAAGGAAAAAACCCACUUCAUUCCAGGUUAAAAAUGCAUUGUAACGCGCGUUACUGACAUUUGUACCGAGUAAAAUAUUACCAAUUUUUUUUCUGUAAUGCCUUACAUUACCGCAAAAAGCAAUGCAUUACAGUAACUCAUUACUUUUGUAACGCGUUACUCCCAACACUGAAUGUGACUAAGUUAGCUGAGGUAAUCGGUGUGGUGCUGCAACACUUCUUUACUGGAAUAGGAUGAAGCGAGCACGUACUCCAGCCGGAUGUUAUGGGCUCGAUUUAAAUCGUCACUCUGUUCCCUGUCCACGCCAACUCCAUAGAGUAAAAAACAAUGCCUUCCUGCACACUCUCUAGCUGACUAUGUGCACACUGAGGAGUCGUUUAGGCUCAGCCACAAACUAUAGUUGUAAUACUGGAAAAAACCGAAAGCUUGUCCACUUGUUCUUUUUUUCUUUUGGCCAGCAUUCAGGAGGAACUCCAGUUCAUCCUGAGACAGCACUCCAGUCGCCAGUUUGAGAAAGAGGACAAGAAGAAAAUGUCUUUCAACGAUGAGAGAAAUGGAGAAGAGAGUGAAAGGUCCAUAUGUGUUAACAAUCCUCAUCUGAGCUCCAUGAAAGAAGACAUACUGUACCAUCUCAACCUGGGUACAGCCACUCAUGACUUCCCAGAACAGUUUGGGGAUGUUAAAUUUGUAUGUGUUGGGGGAAGUCCAUGGAGAAUGAAGUCUUUCAUAGAGUACAUCGCUAAAGAGCUGGGCCAAGAAGACCCAAAAGGAGAGUACCCAAACAUCUGUGAGGGAACAGAUCGCUAUGCCAUGUACAAAGUAGGACCUGUGCUGUCUGUUAGUCAUGGCAUGGGCAUACCCUCAAUCUCAAUAAUGUUACAUGAGCUUAUCAAACUCCUCUAUCAUUCCCGCUGCACUGACGUCACGAUCAUACGCAUUGGGACGUCUGGUGGAAUAGGUCUGCAGCCAGGCACAGUUGUGGUCACCAAAGAGUCAGUGGAUGCCAUGUUCCUGCCCCGCUUUGAGCAGGUGGUCCUGGGUAAGACAGUGGUGAGGAGCACGGAGCUGAACAUUGAGCUGGCAGAGGAGCUGCUACAGUGCGGCAAAGAGCUGGCAGAGUUUGAGACUGUCAUUGGGAACACCAUGUGCACUCUGGACUUCUAUGAAGGUCAGGCUCGUUUGGAUGGGGCUUUCUGUUCAUACACUGAAGAGGAAAAACAAAACUACCUGUCCGAGGCGUAUGCAGCAGGAGUCCGCAACAUUGAGAUGGAAUCUUCUGUUUUUGCUGCUAUGUGCAAACUCAGUAAUAUAAGAGCGGCUGUGGUGUGUGUGACCCUGUUGGACCGGCAGAAAGGAGACCAGCUGACCAGUUCUCAUGAUGUCAUGCACAGCUACCAACAAAGACCACAGAUCCUCGUUGGCCAUUACAUCAAAAAGAAGCUUAAUGCCUUCCAGAGAAAUUAGCUUUUACAUUCAUAACACUGGAAUAUAAACAAGCCAAAGUUUUAAAGACAUCUCGGUAUGAUUUUAUAUGAUUUAUCCAGUCUUGCCUUUGCUAGCAGUCACACUCCUGAACACUGCUAAUGAAACAUUUGAAUAUUUUGAGAUUUUAUGACACUCCUUGCUUGAUGCUGUCUGUUAUUUGAAAUAAUGUAUAUAAUAAAAUUCAGAGCUAUUAUUUAAAGACUAAA
This is a messenger RNA of Neoarius graeffei (lesser salmon catfish), 1958 nucleotides long. Its product is annotated as uridine phosphorylase 1-like. The coding region runs from base 799 to 1731 and encodes 310 amino acids. The transcript has 8 exons. Gene Ontology annotation, molecular function: uridine phosphorylase activity. Gene Ontology annotation, biological process: uridine catabolic process; nucleotide catabolic process. Gene Ontology annotation, cellular component: cytoplasm; cytosol. Lineage: Eukaryota; Metazoa; Chordata; Actinopteri; Siluriformes; Ariidae. The record is from RefSeq and is a predicted model, not a curated record.